CAUAUGCUCAUGUGUAUAUAUUUUCAAUUGAGGCAAUGAACAUCAAUUUGACCUAUAAAAGUCAUUUUUCUGUAGCAAAUUGAUUCACAGUAUGAAAAAUCUUUGUCAUUGAUGAAGAUACAAACAGGUCAUUAUUAUCCAAGGAAAUUUAGACCCUCACCUGGUGUGUUAUCAGCACAUGCAACAUCAUAGCAAAUACCCAUUUUUCAACGAUGCAUAAAAAUAUACCAAUGUACAGAAAUGAUUUUCCUUGUUGCUGCAGAGAAAACAAUGAAUAAUAACAGCUUUCAUGAUUCAAAGCAUUAAAAGUCUGUGGAGAAGCAUAUGGUUAUAGAGCUUCACAGAGAAAGGCAGUGACUGUUGAAGAGUAAUACUUGCAUCUUAGGAUAGUUGGUUUGCAAUGGUUAUAAAGGGCGUUGGGUGGCCUCUUGGACUGGAGACUGUUAAUAUCAGAGUGGAGAUAAUGAAUGGCAUAAGAGCCAUGGAGAGAACUCCAUUCCAUUUGACCACACCCAGUUCCUCUUCACUCUCUUCAUCAAACCUUGACACAGAGUCUAGUACAUCAUUUUUUACAGAGAGGAGCACUACACUGGGGAAUCUGAUAGGCAUUACCCCUACUCAACACACAAGUGGCAAUGUUCAUUCAGAAGAGUUGAGGUGGAUGAGUACAAAUGGCAGGAGAGCUAAGAAUAAUGGCAAGAUGAGGAGUUGGAGGUUGCUGAUUGGGUGCACAGAUAUGAAUAUAGAUGAAAGUGCAGUCAGCAAAACUGAUAAUAACAAUGCACCUUCCCUCAGGGAUUUACUGGAAGCACAAAGAAGUGCUAGAACAGUAGAGGAAAAUGUGUACAUCAAUGUAAUGUAUGAGGCCUCUGAGUUGGAGAUAACUCCUCUUUUGUUGGGUGGUCAGGGUAUUCCAGAGAGCUUGAAUACUAGGGAAUUUUGUGCUACUGGUAUGCCAUCAAUUGAGGACAUUUCUGUUAAUGGAAGCAUCUUGAAUAUUCUUUCAGAGAACUGAGCAAAGCACAGCACCCCUUGACAUACAAGUGCAAAUCAUAUGCCAUUAAAUGAUUUUAUGUGUUUGGAAACUUCAUGUUAUUCUAUGCAAUUUUUAAGAGUGUAUAUAAACAUAUGCUUCUGCAUAUUUGCCAUUUGUACAUAAAUAUGUAUAUAUAUACACCCACAUAUGUGGAUGUUAUGUGCAAAAAGGAAUUUUUACUUUUUAAGAAAAUAUUUAUUGUGAGUGAUUCUUACUA
This is a messenger RNA of Cryptomeria japonica (Japanese cedar), 1253 nucleotides long. RefSeq lists its product as uncharacterized. The record is from RefSeq and is a predicted model, not a curated record. NCBI's taxonomy places the organism in Eukaryota, Viridiplantae, Streptophyta, Pinopsida, Cupressales, Cupressaceae. Bases 401 to 1015 code for a protein of 204 amino acids. The transcript is spliced from 3 exons.